AUGGCUGCUCCGCCUCCCAGGCCGUACAGGCGAAUUUUGACUUCGGCCUUACACCGAAGAUUUGUCCAUGCCUCGGCUAUGACCCUGCUUAUGGACUAUAUUGUCGCUUUUGUCAUUGGAACAAAGACAUCAUUAUUCUGGUCAUGGUUCCCUCUCGGAGCCUGUGGCAUACGUGCUCUCCUCCUUUUUAUCUCUACGUUGGCCGUAUUUUUCAUUCGGGUUGCUCAAAUGCACACUGGUCCUCGAACUACGGCUUCCCCGAUAUCUGCCUUGCGCUACACAUUCCCGCUGCAUGCUUUGCAAACCCUAGGGUGGUACCUCUUCUCAGCGUGGUGGUUCAGUGAAAUUUACCUGUGGUCGGCUCCAGCCGAAGCUGAUUUAGGAUGGGUUAAGACAGGCGGACUCAAUAGCCGAACGACUCUUAACGAAAGGUCGAUAUACCUUCACACGUACCAUAUGAUGCUGGCAAUUUCUCAAGCCGCCAUUCACUUGUAUUGCGAUUAUGAUCAUCUUCCUAUCCCGGUAGUCAAACGCAGUCCCGAGUCAAAGGAUCAGUCCACGCACCCCGUACAGCCGGUCAUGAAGAGAAUACGGGGCAGCGUAAUUGGAAUCAUGAUUGACGCUCUAAGAAAAGGAUUGGUUGUCACCUUAGCCAGCCCGUUUAUCUACGUUCUUUUUCUGCGACGCUCGGCAUGGAGCUUUUCUCUCUACUUUGCGAAACUGUUUUGGAACUUCUCCAGAACAGCAGCAGAUCCCCCAGGGACGGUGCCUCCGGCAUUCUAUACACUUUUUAUUCGUCAGAUAAUUUCAGGAGGUUGCCUUGUCUUCCUGUGGCAGAUGGCGAACUUGUUUUUCACGGUGUUCAUCGCUCAAGGACCUAUAAAGAGAGGACAGCCGCUCACUAUUGAUUCGAAGGACCCCAAUGGAAGCUUGAUCAAUGGACUGAAAGCCAAGAAAGAUAUCGUCAAAAGUUACGCUUUUUGGGAGCUCUGCUUCAUAAGCCAGCGUUUCGCUGACCGCCGCAAAGUAAUCUUUAAUGACAUUGAGCGUGACGGCGGGCCUGCCUGGAAGCAAAUGCUAGAGGUGUCAGUUGAAAACAUCAAUGGCAUUACUAGUCGAAUCAACCAUUACAAAAAUCCAGUGUUACCGACAGCGGCUAAAGACCCAAGCAUCACAUACCCUCAAAUCCAAUCUCUACCCCAAUUGACUGAGGCGCCGAAGCAGGAUAAUAUAUUUGCUCCUUCGCCUAAGGCAAAUGGGUUUGGGCAAUCUUUUGGAGCGACAGCGAAGUCUUUUGGGCAAUCGCCUGACUGGACUCCGGUCGCAAGAGCCAGAGCCAAAGACGCAUUCAGCCAAGCAUCCAAUGCGAUCUUCAGUCCAGAACGAAAGAAAAGACUUCUAGGGGGAACUGAUGAAGUAAAAAUGCUCACUGGACCGCAGGCAACAUCAAAAUCAUCUUUCAAUUUAUCUUCAAUUCCAUUCGUCGCACAAUUUCUGCGGUCCCCAAUUGGCACACCUUUCAGACAAACAUAUGCCCAACGUCUGCGAGGCAUUGUCUUUGGCGAGCCCCACGGUCAAGUUGCAUGUAUUGUUGAUGCAAUCGAAUCCGUAACCCGCCUCCUAAUUGCCAGUUUAGAAGAAGAUAGGCUUGGCCAGGUUCAAACCGAUGUACCAGGAGUUGUCCGUCUCUUCACCGAAACCAUCCUAACACUGGAAGAUUUCGUCCAGAACGGACUCGGUAUUCACUGGAGCGAUGUUACUUUUCCGUCACCCAAUAAUAGUGACCCCGAUGCCCAGAAGAGGGCUAAGUAUGUCCCUGAGGUUGACAUUGUUUUGACCUUGCUCAGGACCUCUCUUUCCGAUCUGCUCGCUUCCUUUGAAAGAUACAGUCGCGGCAUAAGGUUACAAGCGAAAGAUAUUAGACUUGCAAAAGCAGCGGCGGGAUUGUUAGACAAGGGAGAUGAUGACCAUGAUGACCGUGAUGAUCCAUUCACAUCAAAGCAUUGA
Molecule: messenger RNA, 2007 nt
Organism: Talaromyces atroroseus
Lineage: Eukaryota; Fungi; Ascomycota; Eurotiomycetes; Eurotiales; Trichocomaceae
Exons: 3
Coding region: 1-2007 (668 amino acids)
Biological process (GO): spindle pole body localization; nuclear pore organization
Cellular component (GO): spindle pole body; nuclear pore transmembrane ring
Molecular function (GO): spindle pole body-nuclear membrane anchor activity
Source: RefSeq, a predicted model, not a curated record